Aedes albopictus (Asian tiger mosquito) is the source of this 719-nucleotide messenger RNA. It is a transcript of the gene RpS10b, whose product is annotated as small ribosomal subunit protein eS10B. The transcript is spliced from 3 exons. Bases 158 to 637 code for a protein of 159 amino acids. Gene Ontology annotation, cellular component: cytosolic small ribosomal subunit. Gene Ontology annotation, molecular function: structural constituent of ribosome; RNA binding. Lineage: Eukaryota; Metazoa; Arthropoda; Insecta; Diptera; Culicidae. The record is from RefSeq and is a predicted model, not a curated record.
UCGCACCGGAAACAAACUUUGCGUUCGGCGUGCGUUCCAGCUGUCAAAUCGCUCUCGCUCGAGCGAAAACACUGUCACCAUCUGUCAAACGGCGAUCGCCUUCGCUCUUUCUCUUUCCGGCAAUCGUAUGGAAUUGUUGUAACACAUUUCGUGCAAGAUGUUUAUGCCCAAAGCCCAUCGCGUCGCCAUCUAUGAGUACCUCUUCAAGGAGGGAGUCCUAGUGGCCCAGAAGGAUUUCUAUGCCCCGAAGCACCCGGAGCUGGAGAACAUCCCCAACCUGCACGUCAUCAAGACGAUGCAGUCGCUGAAGUCGAAGAACUUCGUCAAGGAGCAGUUCGCCUGGCGCCACUACUACUGGUAUCUGACCAACGAGGGUAUUGAGUACCUGCGGUCGUACCUGCAUCUGCCCCCGGAGAUUGUUCCGUCGACGCUGAAGCGUGCCGCCCGUUCGGAGCCACAGCGCGCCCGCGCUACCGCCGGACCCCGUUCCGCCGAUGGACCGAAGGGAGGCGAAGACCGACAGGGCUACCGUCGCACCCAGCAGGCCGGAGGUCCGGACAAGAAGGGAGACGUCGGCGCCGGAGCCGGAGAUGUGGAAUUCCGCGGACCAUUCGGCCGAGGACAGAGGCCACAGUAAGGCACGGAUUGAUUCCAUCUUCUGUGUACAUUUAAUAAUAAAAAGUAUGAUCUAAGAUACACACAUUCGUCUACAAGUUGGA